Molecule: messenger RNA, 3186 nt
Organism: Capsella rubella
Lineage: Eukaryota; Viridiplantae; Streptophyta; Magnoliopsida; Brassicales; Brassicaceae
Product: probable alpha-mannosidase At5g66150
Exons: 25
Coding region: 34-3132 (1032 amino acids)
Biological process (GO): mannose metabolic process
Molecular function (GO): carbohydrate binding; alpha-mannosidase activity
Source: RefSeq, a predicted model, not a curated record
GCUCGGCGAUCACUUUCCCUUUGUCAUCGGAAAAUGGCGAAACCCAGUUUGUCUUUAUUGAAAGCAGCAGUGUGUGUUAUUGUUUCUGUUCUUCGGCUCGUCAACGGCGGGGGAUACGUGAAGUACGGCACCGAAGCUCGAGUGGUUCCCGGGAAACUAAAUGUUCAUCUUGUUCCGCAUUCCCAUGACGAUGUCGGAUGGUUGAAAACCGUUGAUCAGUACUUUGUCGGAUCAAACAAUAGUAUCCAGAACGCUUGCGUGAGGAACGUGCUGGACUCGGUGGUCGAUUCUUUACUUCGCGAUCCCAAUAGAAAGUUUGUGUUUGGGGAAAUGGCGUUCUUUACCCGUUGGUGGGAAGAACAAAGCCCCCAAACACAAGAGCAAGUGAGGAGACUUGUGAAAUCCGGGCAACUUGAGUUCGUAAAUGGAGGAUGGAGUAUGAAUGAUGAAGCAACGUGCCAUUACAUAGAUAUGAUAGACCACACCACAAUGGGGCAUCGCUUUAUAAAGCAACAUUUCAAUACAACUCCUCGUGCUGCUUGGCAAAUCGACCCCUUUGGCCAUUCCUCUGUCCAAGCUUACCUCCUUGGAGCGGAGUUAGGGUUGGACUCUCUGCAUUUCGCGAGAAUCGAUUACCAAGACAGAGAAAAGCGAAAGGCCGAGAAAUCACUCGAAGUCAUCUGGAGAGGAUCCAAAACUUUAGCCUCUUCUUCUCAAAUCUUCACCAAUGUCUUUCUUGUUCAUUAUGGCCCUCCCACUGGCUUUCACUAUGAAGUCAGCGAUGAUUACGUCCCCCUCCAGGACGACCCUAGUUCCGAUGGCUAUAACAUCAAGGAGGCGGUUGAUAAUUUCGUCAAUGCUUCUAUGGUUUAUGCCAAUGUGAGUCGAGGGAACCAUGUCAUGUGGACCAUGGGUGAUGAUUUUCAGUACCAGUUCGCCGAGUCUUGGUUCAGACAAAUGGACAGACUUAUCCAUUAUGUUAACAAGGAUGGCCGUGUCAACGCCUUGUACUCCACACCAUCUCUCUAUGUUGAUGCCAAGAAUGAUGCCAAUGUUACUUGGCCUCUCAAGACUGAUGACUUUUUCCCAUAUGCGGAUCGGGAAUACGCUUAUUGGACUGGCUACUUCACCAGCCGUCCUGCUCUUAAACGAUAUGUUCGGGCUCUAAGUGGAUAUUACUUGGCUGCAAGGCAACUUGAAUUUCUGGUGGGCAAGAAAUCUGGAGGUCCAAAUACUUGCAGUCUUGCAGAUGCUCUAGGGAUAGCUCAACACCAUGACGCUGUCACUGGAACUGCCAAGCAGCAUGUGACUGAUGAUUACAUGAAACGCCUAGCUUUUGGUGCUUCUGAGGCAGAAGCUGUGGUGAAUUCUGCGCUGGCAUGCUUAUUGAACAAGUCACCAAAAGGUGGCUGCAUAAAGCCUACAAUAGCAUUCAGCCAGUGCUCUUUGAUGAAUAUCAGCUAUUGCCCCUCGACAGAAGAAACUAUUUCAGGCCAAAAGAGCUUGAUUCUGGUGGCGUAUAACUCCCUUGGAUGGAACCGUACAGAAAUCAUAAGGAUACCGGUUAAUGAUGCAGGUCUAAGUGUGGAAGAUACAUCUGGAAAUACCCUUGAUGCUCAAUACAUCCCCAUGGAUAAUGUCACCAGCAACCUCAGAAUGUUCUACACAAAAGCUUAUCUAGGAAAACUUUCAACGCAGAUUCCAAAGUAUUGGCUCGUGUUUAAAGCAACAGUGCCACCACUUGGUUGGAACACGUUCUACAUCUCUAAAGCAUCCACACAAGGAAGCAGCAAUCACACACACUCUUCAGUGCUGCUUAAUCCGGUGAGCAGUACGACUGAAAUUGGUCCAGGAAAUCUAAAGAUGUUGUUUUCUUCAGACUCUGGUCUUGUACAACGGAUGUACAACUCCAGAACAGGAGCUGACCUAAUGGUGAAUCAGAACUAUUUUUGGUAUGCUUCGAAUGUGGGGGACGCAAACGAUCCCCAGGUUUCGGGUGCAUAUAUUUUUCGACCUAAUGGUUCCUUGGCUUAUCCUGUUUCUUCGUUCAAACCGAAGUUGCAGAUUGUGCAAGGGCCUUUAGUAGAUGAGGUGCACCAGCAGUUUAGUCCUUGGGUGGCACAUGUGGUCAGACUGUACAAAGAUAAAGAGCAUGCCGAAUUUGAGUUCACUAUUGGUCCAAUUCCUGUUAAUAAUAAUGAUCUAAUGGGGAAAGAGAUUAUCACCCGAAUGGUAACAGAUAUGAGUACAGAUAAAGCGUUCUAUACAGACUCUAAUGGAAGAGACUUUCUGAAACGGGUCCGGGAUAAACGAACAGACUGGCCUCUCCAAGUGAAUGAGCCAAUAGCAGGAAACUACUAUCCGCUUAAUCUUGGAAUGUACGCAAAGGAUGAGAAAGCAGAGUUUUCGGUGUUGGUUGAUCGGGCUACUGGAGGUGCUAGCAUUAAGGACGGUGAAAUAGAGUUGAUGCUUCACAGGAGUACGUGCAUGGAUGACUCGAGAGGAGUAGAUGAGAGCCUUGUAGAAACUGUGUGCGUGAAUGAUACAUGCGCAGGAUUGACGGUUCGUGGGAGUUACUAUGUAAGCAUAAACAAGGUAGGAGAAGGAGGGCGGUGGAGACGAGAGACUGGGCAGGAAAUAUACUCUCCGCUGCUAAUGGCAUUCGCACAGGAGAACAAGGAGAAAUGGAAAGCCUCAAAUACAGUGAAAGGUUAUGGCAUGGAUCCUCUCUACACCUUGCCUCCAAACAUUGCUCUCAUCACUCUUGAGGAGAUGGAUCUUGGGAACGUGCUUCUCCGCCUGGCUCAUCUCUAUGAGGCUGGAGAAGACAAUGAUUACUCAAAACUCGCUAAAGUGGAGCUGAAGAAGUUGUUUUCCGGGAAAAUGAUCAAAGAAGUGACAGAAAUGAAUUUGUCGGCAAAUCAAGAAAAAGCAAAGAUGAAGGAGAAGAUGAAGUGGAAAGUGGAGGGGGAAGCAGAAGAAGAAGAAGCUUCUUCCCCGCUAAGAGGCGGACCCGUUGACAAGUCGAGUUUUGUAGUGGAGCUUGGUCCCAUGGAGAUUCGUACAUUUGUGCUUCAGUUUUCUCAGAAACAACGUAGAAGGAGAAAGCUGUUUGUCCCCAAUAUGUUGUAGUCUUCAUAACAUAUGUUUCUAUUUAAAGAUUCAAAUGAUAGCAAACAUCGCAGA